This is a messenger RNA of Ostertagia ostertagi, 324 nucleotides long. The record is from the annotation of a GenBank genome assembly. Lineage: Eukaryota; Metazoa; Nematoda; Chromadorea; Rhabditida; Trichostrongylidae.
ACCAAACUUCGUCAUUGGGUUCCAAUUCUUCUAUUCUUUGUGCUUGUUGUCUAUUUAAUUGUGGGAUCUGCUUGCUUUUGGUUUUUCGAACACCAUCGACACGAGCAAAACGUCCGGAAAUGGUACAUGAAUCUUGCAGUCAAUAGGAGACAUUUUGCGAGGUCCAUCAGCUCGAGAAUCUUCAACGAUACUCGAAAUCUACUUAUUAUUAUCGACAGGGAACAGACAGAACGAGUUCAGAAUCGGGAUUCGCUGGCCGUAGGAGGACAAAUCGACAUGGUGAGGGCAAGUCUGUCUGGUCGCAGUUUUGCUGGUGUGGUUUAC